Molecule: messenger RNA, 1837 nt
Organism: Sinocyclocheilus rhinocerous
Lineage: Eukaryota; Metazoa; Chordata; Actinopteri; Cypriniformes; Cyprinidae
Product: cytochrome c-type heme lyase-like
Exons: 7
Coding region: 5-904 (299 amino acids)
Biological process (GO): cytochrome c-heme linkage
Cellular component (GO): mitochondrion
Molecular function (GO): holocytochrome-c synthase activity
Source: RefSeq, a predicted model, not a curated record
GUGCAUGCUGGAUGAAGCGGAAGUAGCGGGGCACGUUGACAUUGCGGAGCGUCCGAUCCACACAUUACACUCACAGAAAGGAUUGGUGUUCAUCAUGGGUGCAUCUGUAUCCAAUCUUGCCCCAACUAUUCAGGCAGAGUCUGCGAUGUCAGCUCCUCAUUUUAGUGGGGUGUCCCCACCUUCUGGGUGUCCCAUGCAUCAAGAGCCCCCUAAAAGCUCUCCGCCUCCUGAGUGCCCCAUGCAUCAGGCUCAGACGCCACUGGCCGGCCCAGCGCAUCAGGAGAGAGCUUAUGAGUUUGUCGAAUGUCCCAUGAAAGCUUCUGAAGGAGGCAUCGAUCCCACAAACAUGAUGCCCCCUCCAAAUCAGGUGCCCACCCCGGACCAGCCAUUCUCUCUGUCCGUGAAAAGAGAGGAGUCUAAAAUCCCACGAUCAGGCUCAGGCCAGAACUGGGUUUAUCCUUCUGAACAGAUGUUUUGGAAUGCAAUGCUGCGGAAAGGGUGGCGUUGGAAGGAUGACAGUCUUGCUCCAGAAGACAUGACCAAUAUAAUCCAGAUCCACAAUCGUAACAACGAUCAAGCCUGGCAGGAAAUCCUGAAGUGGGAAGCGCUGCAUGUCAGCGAGUGUCCAUGUGGUCCGACUCUGAAGAGAUUCGGGGGCAAAGCCAAAGAGUUCUCGCCCAGAGCCAGAAUACGUCACUGGAUGGGAUAUGAAUUGCCUUUCGACCGACACGAUUGGAUCGUUGAUCGGUGCGGAAAGGAAGUCCGGUAUGUCAUUGACUACUACGAUGGGGAUAUUAAUAAAGACACCUACCAGUUUUCCAUCCUGGACGUGCGUCCGGCCUUCGACUCUCUGCAGGCCGUCUGGGAUCGGAUGAGGGUGACCUGGUGGCGCUGGACAUCGUAGAAUCCUUCAUGAAACAGUUUUAAGAUUUCUGCAUCACUAUAAGACAUCACAGAUUAUUCGGUUCUAAUAUACUAGAAUCUGUGUGCUGCUGAGUUCUGACUGGAAACCUGAAUCUUAGCAAAUUAUUGCACAUUGAGAGACUUGAAGGUUGUGAGCGUUCUCUGUUAGAGAGCACAAUGAAUCAAGUGUUUUUUCUUCUGAUGAGGGUCUGAAUUAAUCAUCAGCAAGCGGGUUUUUUUUCUGCUUGUUGAGUGAAGGUUAUCAAACUGGAAAGCUUGCUAUCUGAUCUUAUUCAGAGGUUAAACAUAUCCGCUGGUUGUUUUUCUCUCUCAAAGGCUGAUUAUUGAGUGUUUUAGUUCAUGCUGAGAGCGAUUGGCAGCUGUUAGCGUUUGUAGCCAGUGGUUUGGUGGUUUUUGCUUUUGAAUGUAAUUGAUUUCGAUGAAGAGUAUGAAACAAUGUUUUUUUUUUUUAAUCCAUUGUUUCGUCGGUCAGCCUCCAUAUUCAUUCUGCUGUAAGAUUUAAAACAUCAUUUCUUGUACCUACUGUUUGGGUGUAUUUAUUUUGUGCAAACUGCUUCAUUGCUGUGUGUGUGUGUGUAUAUGCUGAAGUGUUGCUAAUUAUGUUUUGAGUGAGGGUGUUUCUGCAAUAUUUCCCCCCGAUUUCUCUGAUUAAAUAUCAUUUGUAACCCAGUUCACUAACUUGUUUUAAAUCUGACCUGCAACAAAUUAUAAUUCAAACUUUCAAGGCUGAUUAUUGAGUGUUUUAGUUCGUUCAGAGUAAUUGGCAGUCUUUGCUUAUGAAUAUUAUUGAUUCAAUGAAGCAUAUGAAAUGGUGUUUUUUGUUUUGUUUUUUAAAGCCCUUGUUCAGCUGGUCAUCUCUCACAUAUUCAUCCUGCAGCCAGGUUCAGCUUUAAAAUGAUGUAAUUUCUCAUAA